Messenger RNA from Durusdinium trenchii, 579 nucleotides. Lineage: Eukaryota; Dinophyceae; Suessiales; Symbiodiniaceae. The record is from the annotation of a GenBank genome assembly.
AUGUUUCGCCGCUUGCCGCUGGAGCAUGCGCCCUACGCGCGGCGGUGGGAGCGCUUCCAGGCGCUGGAGAAGUGGUUGGACUUGGCCAUCCGGCCGGACGGCAGCGGUUGGCCAGAGGAGGCUGACUUGCUCCAGCACGAGACGGACGACGUUCCAGCGCUGAAAGCGCUCUUGGACCAGGUGCAGAACGAGCUUUGGUCCACUUUGCCCAUGGACUUCGACGAUGAUCACCUUGAAGCGCGAGACUCGCGGCUAGGUGUGGAAGCAGGGCUGGGCCUUUUUGCCACCCGAGAUUGGCCAAACAACCGGCUGGUGGCACACUAUGGAGGAAACAUCCAUACGCUGAAGUCCUCGAUGAAGCUUCAGGACCAGGAGUAUGUGAUGCGCUUGGGUUCUUCCGCCGCUGGUGACGAGAUUGCUGGCAGCGCAUUGUAUGUGGAUGCGGGUCCGCAUUUGGCGGUGAAGGGCAGGUACAUCAACGAUUGCAGCAGCUCGGUCUGGCCAUUGGGGCUUUUGCAAAGGCUUUGCCCCUUGAAUACUCAGACUCGAAGAGUAGGAGUAGAACUGACCAGGCACUGA